Messenger RNA from Tetranychus urticae (two-spotted spider mite), 1268 nucleotides. The record is from RefSeq and is a predicted model, not a curated record. NCBI's taxonomy places the organism in Eukaryota, Metazoa, Arthropoda, Arachnida, Trombidiformes, Tetranychidae.
UCACAAUUGAGCAAAGAGUAAGGAGGUUACAUUACUCUUUGCAAUUGAGUGAGUAAAAUUGGAAAUGUGAAAUUGCUAUCUUUAUAUUGAGCUUAUUGUACAAUUGAUGGUUAAACACAUGAAUAGACGGUUCAAUAUACAUUCAAUUCAGUGUUUUGGGCAAGUUUUCAUUGAUUAAGCAAAUUAGAAACAACGAUUCAAUUACAAAAUCCCUUUCAUUGAUUAUUUCAAUAUUUGUUAUUGGUUUGAAGCUUUUACAAUGAAUUAUACGAUUGGACUUCUCUUAACAUUGAUCAUUGUGUCAAAAUGCUCAUCAUUGCGAGAAUUGGACUUUGCACAAAGUUUAUACUUUCUUUUCGCGUAUGAGGAUUCACGUAUACCAGACCCGCUAUUCACUGCUUUUGUUAACAGACGAGUUGACCAACUAAAUGUUAUAUGCGCAAAUGAAACGCUUUCUAAUGCAACAAAAGUCUUUUGUCUGUCCACAAAUAAUUCAUUAUCGUUACUCUUGGAUUGGCUCAGUUCUGAUAAUGUCUACAGUCAAAAAAAUAAUACCUUUAAGUACCUUGGAACCAGAGAUCUGCAUAAAUUUUACGAACAAACUGUGAAGAUUUUGAAUAAGGUUUAUAAAUUUAAUAGCAUUCCUGUUAAUGUUGCUGUUGAUUAUUUCAAUACAAGUUCAUUGGAAUCAGUUAAUAUUUAUCAUUUUCCGCUUCUUUUGACAGCUUAUAUUAAUGACAUUAAAUUGAUUCGUGAGUAUGAAGAAACAAUUGGAAAGUCAAAACGAGUUAACGUGAAGAUUGUCGAAAUGUUAAACUCGUUAUCCAUAGAAGCAAAAAAUCUCACUAAUGAUGUUGAUUGGGAGGACAAUAAAGAACGAGAAAUUACUCGAAUAGCAAUGGACCAAUGUUUACAGCGAUUUAAAGUUUUGAUGAAGAUUUUUAGAAAAAAUUUCUUGCAAUAUUCAUAAGUUUGAAAAUUUAUUGUUAGCUGAAAUUGAAUACAUUAAAUAGAUCAAAGUCAGUUAAUUUAUCUUAAAUAUUUGCAUGUCUAUGUCUAUGCUACUUUAUGAAUAUUUUGAAUCAAUGUGUUUUUGUCAUAAGUUGUCAGAAACAAAAUUAACUCUUUCUCAUUUCUCACUAUUUACCUUUAAAAGAUACAAGAUGUAUAUUGAAAUAAUACGAGAAAACACACGGACUUAUUUUGUGAAACAUCUGUUAGACUGUAAUUAUAUUCAAUCAAGAUGAAAUGAUUAAACAUUACAGAAU